Suillus discolor is the source of this 549-nucleotide messenger RNA. RefSeq lists its product as uncharacterized. The coding region runs from base 8 to 403 and encodes 131 amino acids. Lineage: Eukaryota; Fungi; Basidiomycota; Agaricomycetes; Boletales; Suillaceae. The record is from RefSeq and is a predicted model, not a curated record. The transcript is spliced from 3 exons.
CAACAAAAUGGAGUAUGAAUCGGAAACGCAUGAGGCAAGAACCACCAAUAGUUCAUAUGAAGACGCUGCAGCGUACAUCACGCAGUACCUGGAUGCCCCUGUGAAGAAGAAGAAUCCUGGUGCGAAGCUCCUGCUUCUGCAGGCUCUUGUUGUCGAAUUCGGUAUUUCCAAACAGCCGCCCGCCAGCAUAUCAUCAGCAACAAAACUUCUGAAGGCCUCGGUACAUGUGAAUGUCAACGAUUAUGUAGCGAAGCGGGGAAAAGAUCAAAGCGAAUUGCAACAGAUCAUGCAACCCAGCAAGAAAGCCCUACGUAAGGAUCUUCGGCGAAGUAGCCGUAGGAGCUCCCUGAAGUGGGUGAAGGAACAUGGACUAAACGCCCUCCUAAUCGGCUUCUCUCACUAAUUCGCGGAGAAGUACCCCUUCUUUCAUUCAUGCAUGGUAUCGCAUAAACCCAUAGUCUACAACGGUAAAUGCCAUCGUUCACUUGUUCCCACUGUACUCCAUGAUUUGAGUUCAACUCAAAGAAAAACAACAUGAAUUUUACAAUA